Doryrhamphus excisus (bluestripe pipefish) is the source of this 1727-nucleotide messenger RNA. The record is from RefSeq and is a predicted model, not a curated record. Lineage: Eukaryota; Metazoa; Chordata; Actinopteri; Syngnathiformes; Syngnathidae.
GUACUUUUUAUGUCGGAUAAAAAACUACACAUUAAUUAUUCGCAUCGGCAUUAACGCUUCUCACUGAACUUUGACGCUUCUUGGACUCGCUCAGCUUGCUCGCAGACUGCGCAUGCGUCCGUCGACAUUUUGGACCACGAUUUCACCCUACCGAAAGGAUUGGAAAAAGUUCGGAAAACGACCAGAUUGUCACCGUUUUUGCUCUUUUUGCUUCUCCGCAUCCCGCGUAAGGAAGGAAACAAUCGUUCGUUCUUGUUUGGACACAACUUGUCUCAUUGCCGCUUCGUAGGCUGGCAGGCUAGCUUAGCUUGCUAGCCAGGCUAGCUUAGCUUGCUAGCCGCUAACAAAAGACGCGGAAGUGGUCGACACGAAACCAAACGGGAUCGGCUGUGAGUGUAAAGUGGGAUCGUGUGAAAAUGUGUCAAGUCCAAAUGCUGAGAGCGUUGGUGAAUCAGCGACUAACUGCGGCUGUUGAAGAAAUAUUUGUAGUGUUGGAAAGAACCAUAGCAGAGUACGAGGAGGAACUUUCUCGAACAAAAGAGGAGAACGAGCGACAACGUCAACUACUGGACGCCGUUUUCAGGAAGCAGGAAGUUGUGUUGCACAGAGCAGUCAGUGAAGAUGAUCUUCCCCCACGGCCCCCCCCCAUCAAAGAGGAGGGCGAGGAGCCCCGGCCCCCCCACCUUAAAGAGGAAGAGGAGGAGCAAGAAGCACCGGAGGAGUUGUCGGUGAUCGGUGUCGUCGUGAAGAGUGAGGAUGAUGAAGACGGCGGUGAAAGCGAGGAGAAGAGAGGGGCGGAGCCUCCCGGCAGCAGCUGGGCUCCGCGGCAGGUCAACCCCCCCGCAGGUCCCCAUAGCGACGCCGAUGAGGCCGACCUGACGUGUCCCGCCGACAGCGCCCCGCCCUUCACGUGUCCGGUUUGUGGCAAAGGAUUCUCUCGGAACGCACAUUUGGUGACGCACACGAGGACGCACACGGGAGAAAAACCUUUCAUUUGCUCCGCGUGCGGCCAGGGGUUCUCUCAAAAGGGCAGCUUGAAGAAACACACGAGAACGCACACUGGAGAGAAACCCUUUUCCUGCUCAGUCUGCAGCACGAGUUUUAGCGACCGCUCGGCGUUGGUGAGGCACACGAGAAGGCACACUGGAGAGAAACCCUUUUGCUGCUCGGUUUGCAACGCUCAUUUUAGUCACCGUUCGGCUUUGGUGACCCACACGAGGGCGCACACCGGAGAGAAACCGUUUUCCUGCCCUGUCUGCCAAACACGGUUUCGAGCUCGUUGGGGGUUGGUCCAGCACAUGAGAACGCAUACGGGAGAGAAACCUUUCGCCUGCUCGGUUUGCGAGCAACGAUUCUCUCAAAAGGCGACGUUGAGAGAACACGCCAGAUUGCACACCGGAGAGAAACCGUUUACCUGCUCAGUGUGCGACAUGAGUUUUAGCUAUCACUCGUCAUUCGUGCAACACACGAAGACACACGAGUGAUGCGUUUGGAGGAGUCGUUACCCGGGCAACCUUUCAUCCAAAUAAACUACGUUUCUGGACACGCGUGUUUUGGGAUCUCUGUUGGGUUCCUUCCGUGGAGGAAGGCUGCGUCUUUUUCCAGAAUAGUUUGAAAACGUCAGACUUUCAACGAUGCGCCGUAACCUUUUCACCCACACUUUUUACAGCAUCCCUAACCUUUUCACCGACACUUUUUACAGCAUCCCUAACCUUUUCACCGACACU